AUGACAUCAACUUUCAGACAGACUACACACAAAAGUUCAUCAACUACAUUCGAUGCACGUAAUGAUAACAAUAGUAACAACAGUAAUUUAUCCAUUACUGUUUCUUUGCAUUAUACAAAUAGUCAGCAUGAUGGUCGUGUAUCACAAUUUAUUGCUGAAGUCGCUCAUUUAGGUAGUCUGUCGCAUAGAUGUCAUGGCUAUAAUAAUCACUUUUCUAAUUCGAAACUAACACAACCCAUAAUUCAAUUUGUAAGUAAUCAAAAACAACAAAACUUAUCUAUUUAUUCAUUUGAGUAUUUGUAUUGGAUAUUUUGA
Messenger RNA from Schistosoma bovis, 315 nucleotides. Lineage: Eukaryota; Metazoa; Platyhelminthes; Trematoda; Strigeidida; Schistosomatidae. The record is from the annotation of a GenBank genome assembly.